Durusdinium trenchii is the source of this 157-nucleotide messenger RNA. The record is from the annotation of a GenBank genome assembly. Lineage: Eukaryota; Dinophyceae; Suessiales; Symbiodiniaceae.
GCCUUGCUGGACCUCCUCACUCCCUCGUCGUCCUCGUCCGCGCUUUCGGACGGCGGCGCCUGCGUCCGUCUGCGCGCGGACGCGCACGCGGCGCGGGACGCUUGGCGGCGGGCGGCCGUGCGGCUGGGUGUGACCGACAGCGACGUGGACGUGGUAG